AUGAAUUUCUAUUUUCAAGCCGCUAAGACUCUCGAUCGUCUCGACGCAAAGCAAGGCUCGAUUAAGGGCACUCUGGCGACGCUCCCCGAGAAAGACAGGAAACGAACUGCGGCCCUAGUCAUCGAGACUCUCAAAUACAAGGCAGUCCUAACCGAUGUCGUCGUUGCUUCGAAACUAUUGAAAGAAGAAAAGAAAAUCACGACCCUCAACCUCGCCUUAGUCCUGGUACACGACCUUCUGCUCUCGAACGGCAUUGAAGCGGGGGACGGCCCGAUAAAGGCAGCUAUCCUCCGGCACAAAACCAGACUUCACAGCGAGUUCCAAAGACUCAAGAUUAAACGGGGUGCGAAGUCGAACCAAGAACUGGCCCAACCGGAGGAUCCUCGAGCAGUCAAGAUUCCCCGUUACGUACGAGUCAACACCCUGCUCUGGACCGCGGAGGAAGCAAUCCAGUCAUUCAUCUCUCGCGGAUUCACACCGUCGGAGUCUCUCCGUGCAUCACUUUAUUCUCCUUUCAGAAAAGAGUUUGCCCAAGAUCAACACGUUCCGAAUCUUUUUCUGUUCUCCUCGCAGACCCAGUUCCAGGAGGACCCUGCGUACAAGGCCGGGAAGCUCAUUCUCCAAGACAAGGCCUCAUGCUUCCCCGCCCUCGUCCUGGCACCACCAUCUUCGGAUGACGGCGCGGUCAUCGAUGCUACGGCCGCUCCUGGCAAUAAAACCUCACAUCUCAGUGCGCUAAUGAAGGGUAAAGGCAGGCUUUUCGCAUUCGAACGGGAUCAGAAGCGUUUCUCCACGCUGCAGGGAAUGCUCAGAAAGGCCGGGUGCAAAAACGUAGAGACCAUCAACGCCGAUUUCUUGAGUGUGUCUCCUGAUGACAAGAAGUACGCUGCCGUAACACACAUUCUGCUGGAUCCUUCAUGCAGCGGAUCUGGCAUCGUAAACCGAUUAGAUUAUCUCUUGGAACGAGAGGAUGAGAACGAAGCAGUAGAUACAGAGCGCCUGAACAAGCUCUCCGGGUUCCAACUUAGCAUGAUCAGACAUGCCAUGAAAUUUCCCGGGGUCGUUAAGAUCGCCUACUCGACUUGUAGUAUUCACGCAGCAGAGAACGAGCGGGUUGUAUGCCAGGCACUAAAUUCUGAGGAGGCCCAGGCUUCCAACUAUAAGCUCGCGCCGAAGGAAAUGGUUUUACCUGAUUGGCCCCGUAGGGGCAUUCCUGAAGAAAUGGAUGAUGCUGAACAAGCCCCGUCUGUCAUACGUUGUCGUCCUGGGGAUGAUGCCACGAAUGGGUUCUUCGUGGCAUGCUUCAUCAAGUCUGAACAGCGUGAGAUAAGGGACAUCGGCGCCAAUACUGAGAAAAGGAAGGCGCAAUCCGGUCUCGACGAUACACAUGAGGACGUAACUCCAGCGCGCAAUGAUAAUGCCGAUGGGAAGCGCAAGGAAAAGGGGAAGAAAAGACGGAGAACCUCUUGA
This is a messenger RNA of Gloeophyllum trabeum ATCC 11539, 1470 nucleotides long. RefSeq names its product S-adenosyl-L-methionine-dependent methyltransferase. NCBI's taxonomy places the organism in Eukaryota, Fungi, Basidiomycota, Agaricomycetes, Gloeophyllales, Gloeophyllaceae. The transcript has 9 exons. The coding region runs from base 1 to 1470 and encodes 489 amino acids. Gene Ontology annotation, molecular function: methyltransferase activity. The record is from RefSeq and is a predicted model, not a curated record. Gene Ontology annotation, biological process: rRNA base methylation. Gene Ontology annotation, cellular component: nucleolus.